GCAGGGCCCCGAUGGGCAUCCUGGAAUAUCGGUGUAUUCAUCUGCAUUCGUUGUGCUGGGAUCCACAGGAACCUCGGAGUUCAUAUAUCCAGGGUAAAAUCUGUCAAUCUUGACCAGUGGACACAAGAACAGAUACAGUGCAUGCAAGAAAUGGGAAAUGGAAAAGCAAAUCGUCUUUACGAAGCCUACCUGCCAGAGAACUUCAGGCGACCUCAGACAGAUCAAGCUGUGGAGAGCUUCAUUCGGGAUAAAUAUGAAAAGAAGAAAUACAUGGACCGAAGUAUCGACAUCAAUGCCUUUAGGAAAGAAAAGGAUGACAAAUGGAAAAGGAGUACUGAGCCAGUAUCAGAAAGAAAACUGGAACCUAUCAUCUUUGAGAAGGUGAAAAUGCCUCAAAAGAAAGAAGAAACACAGCAGUCUAGAAAAAGUUCUCCUAAAUCCACCGAACCAGUAAUGGACUUGCUAGGACUUGAUGCUCCUGUGACAACCCUAGUUACAAACGGCAGGCCUAGCAGCUUAGAGAAGGAUCUCGACCUUUUCGCGUCGGUGGGAUCAAACUCUGACUCCAGGAAGGUCACGGGCUCCAUGCCAACAUCUGGAAGUGCUGGUUCUGUCCCUGAGAACUUGAACCUCUUCCCUGAGCCGGGAGGCAAAGGCAGCGAGGAAGUGGGGAAGAAGCAGCUCUCAAAAGACUCCAUCCUCUCCUUGUACGGCUCUCAGACACCUCAGCUGCCUGCGCAAGCAGUGUUCAUGGCCCCAGCUCAGGUGGCGUAUCCCGCAGCAGCGUACGCUGGCUUUCCAGGGGUGGCGCCCUCCGGCAGCAUGAUGGGAGGCAUGAUGGCACCCUCGGUGGGGAUGAUGGCCCAGCCUGGAGCUGCGGGGAUGGUGACUCCCAUGGCCAUCCCAGCUGGGUACGUGGGGAAUGUGCAGGCUGCUGUCAUCGGCGUCCCCAACGGGAUGAUGGCUGCGCAGCAGACUGGCUAUGUAGCUGGCAUGGCAGCGGUUCCUCAGCCCGUCUACGGCGUCCAGCCAGCACAGCAGCUUCAGUGGAACAUUGCUCAGAUGACCCAGCAGAUGGCUGGGAUGAACUUCUAUGGAGCUAACGGCGUGAUGGGAUAUGGACAGUCCAUGGGUGGAGGAGGUGCCCAGGGAAGCAAUCAGUCCCUCAGCACUCCGAUGUGGAAAUGA
Messenger RNA from Apaloderma vittatum (bar-tailed trogon), 1188 nucleotides. It is a transcript of the gene SMAP2, whose product is annotated as small ArfGAP2. The record is from RefSeq and is a predicted model, not a curated record. Gene Ontology annotation, molecular function: GTPase activator activity. The transcript is spliced from 9 exons. Bases 142 to 1188 code for a protein of 348 amino acids. NCBI's taxonomy places the organism in Eukaryota, Metazoa, Chordata, Aves, Trogoniformes, Trogonidae.